Prunus mume (Japanese apricot) is the source of this 1572-nucleotide messenger RNA. It is a transcript of the gene ECHID, whose product is annotated as enoyl-CoA hydratase/isomerase D. Gene Ontology annotation, biological process: menaquinone biosynthetic process. NCBI's taxonomy places the organism in Eukaryota, Viridiplantae, Streptophyta, Magnoliopsida, Rosales, Rosaceae. The record is from RefSeq and is a predicted model, not a curated record. Gene Ontology annotation, cellular component: cytosol. Gene Ontology annotation, molecular function: 1,4-dihydroxy-2-naphthoyl-CoA synthase activity.
GCUUCACCACAUGAUCCGAACAAAAUUUUCACAUGAAGUUUGAAAACGUACCGUUUUCGUCUUUUCCCGGGAUUCCGAUUUCUGAAAUCUGAAUGCACACACCUUGCUUGCAAAUUGCAAUUGGUUCCAAUUUUAGGUCGUGGCGCACCAAAACGACGCCGCAUUCUCUACCAGGUUUAGUGAAAAACAUCCAAACGCACCGUUCUGUUGUACGCGCCUUAUCUUCUUUAUCCAAUCCAAAAGGCUCAUCUUCAACCUCUCCCUAGUCUCCAAGUCCUGAACUUUACUCAACAACAGCUCCAAUUCGGAAGUGUGAUCUUUUCCCAGUUUUCCAUCAAUGGCUGAAAGUUCAGAGAAGGACCUCAUGACCACCAUGACUAGGAGAGUGGCCUCCAUCGCUAACCAUCUCAGACCUGUCCAUUCACCUCCCAACUGCAUCUCAAUUUCUUUAUCCAAUGCUUCCAUGAACGACAGCUACCACCGGACUCACGGCGAAGUCUCCACCCACCAAGUUGUUUGGGAAAAUGUUCGUGACGAUUCCGGAGAGGCCUUCACCGACAUAGUCUACGAGAAGGCCGUCGGCGAAGCCAUAGCAAAGAUUACGAUUAAUCGGCCGGAGAGAAGAAAUGCUUUCCGGCCUCAGACAGUUAAGGAGCUCAUUCGCGCGUUUAACGAUGCCAGGGACGAUGGUUCCAUAGGCGUCAUCAUUCUUACUGGGAAGGGAACCAAGGCAUUCUGUAGUGGGGGUGAUCAGGCUUUGAGAGGCAAAGAUGGUUAUGCUGAUUAUGAAGAUUUUGGUCGUCUUAAUGUUCUAGAUUUGCAGGUCCAGAUUCGUCGUCUUCCGAAACCAGUAAUAGCCAUGGUGGCUGGUUAUGCUGUUGGGGGAGGGCAUAUAUUGCACAUGGUCUGUGAUCUUACCAUUGCAGCAGACAAUGCUAUUUUUGGCCAAACUGGUCCUAAGGUUGGAAGCUUCGACGCUGGUUGUGGGAGUUCCAUCAUGUCCCGUUUGGUUGGGCCUAAAAAAGCACGGGAAAUGUGGUUUCUGACAAGGUUUUACACAGCUGCUGAAGCUGAGAAAAUGGGACUUGUUAACACUGUUGUACCGCUAGAGAGUUUAGAGCAAGAAACGGUUAAAUGGUGUAGAGAAAUCCUAAGAAACAGCCCGACUGCAAUUCGAGUGCUGAAAUCAGCUCUUAAUGCAGUUGACGAUGGUCAUGCUGGACUGCAGCAACUUGCUGGAGAUGCCACGCUCUUAUUCUAUGGCACUGAGGAAGGUAAUGAGGGGAAGACAGCAUAUAUGCAACGUAGACGUCCAGAUUUCUCAAAGUUUCCCAGGAGACCUUAAUAUUGAGCACUUUCCUUGUCAUGGUUUUAUCAUAACUUCGGAUAGCUUGCUCAUUUGACCCUUUUUGGAUGGAUGGUUAACUGUGUGAGAGGAGAACUGAAAUCAAUGCCCUCCCCCACCCCCACUUCCCCUCUUCUUUAUGAUUUAUGGCUGAUUUCAAUUGUAAGUUACUUUGUCAUAUAAUAAAAGGGGAGACAAUAUAGUUUUGAGUUUCUUCAACUCUCAAA